GAGCCGGCGGCGGGAGCGGGGUUGGGAUCGGCUCCGCGGUCCCGCGCUCCGCACCUGCUCUCCUCGGUCCGCACGGUGGCGGCGGCCGCGGCGGCCUUCUGCGCCCCCUGGGGCAGCGGGGCGGCGGCGGCGGCGCGGCAGGUUAUUCAGCAAUAGUUAUGAACUCCCGUUUACGAGCCUUAGGUGGGAGGAUAAAUAACAUACGAGCGUCAGAGCUACCAAAAGAGAAAACCCGAUCAGAAAUAAUCUGUAACGUCCACUUUUUGGAUGGCUCAGUACAAAGCUUCAAAGUCAACAAACAAGACACUGGACAGAUUUUAUUGGAUAUGACCUAUAACCAGCUGGGUGUGACAGAGAAGGAAUAUUUUGGUUUACAGCAAAAUGAGACUUCAGUGGAUUCACCUUUUUUCAUUUCACAGCGAUGGCUUGAACCAAGCAAACCUAUUAGAAAACAGUUAAAAGGAGGUUUUCCCUGCACGCUUCAUUUUCGUGUAAGGUUUUUUAUACCUGAUCCUAACACACUUCAGCAAGAACAAACCAGGCAUUUAUUCUUUCUGCAGUUGAAGAUUGAUAUUGCAGAAGGAAGGUUGUCAUGCCCCAUUAGUUCUGCUGUUGUCUUGGCAUCAUAUGCAGUACAAUCACAACUUGGAGACUAUAAUGCUUCAGUGCAUUGUUCAGGAUAUCUUUCAAAUUACAACUUUAUACCGGAGCAGAACAAAGAUUUUCUUACCAAAGUAGAAACACUACAUGAGCAACACAGUGGCCUCAAGCAAUCUGAAGCAGAGUCCUGCUAUAUAAAUAUAGCAAGAACACUUGAAUUCUAUGGAGUGGAAUUGCACAGUGGUAGAGAUCUCCAUAAUCUAGAUCUUAUGAUUGGGAUUGCAUCCAGUGGAAUUGCUGUAUAUAGAAAACUCAUCUGUACAAGCUUCUAUCCCUGGGUGAACAUUUUAAAAAUUUCCUUUAAAAGGAAAAAGUUUUUUAUACAGCAACGGCAAAAACAUAAUGAAUCCAGAGAGCAUAUUGUUGCCUUCAACAUGUUAAAUUACAGAGCAUGCAAAAAUCUUUGGAAAUCUUGUGUAGAGCAUCACACAUUUUUUCAGGCAAAGAAGUCACUACCUCAUGAAAAAAAGAUAUUAUCACAUUAUUGGACUCUGGGUUCUAGAAAUCCAGCAAAGUCUGUAAACAACCAGUACUGCAGAAAAGUGAUAGGUGGGAUGGUUUGGAACCCAUCUAUGAGACGAUCCUUAUCAGUUGAGCACCUAGAGACCAAAAGCCUUCCUUCUCGAUCACCUCCUGUUACCCCCAAUUGGCGGAGUCCUAGACUGCGUCACGAAAUCCGCAAACCACGGCACUCAUCUGUAGAUAACCUUACGAACGAGAUUAGUUAUAUUACUGAAACAGAGGAUGUCUUUUACACAUACAAGGGCUCUCCAACGUCAAAGGACAGUGAUUCAGAGUUCUCUCAGAACCGUAGUCCACAGAGGAGGUCAUCUGAACAAGAAUCACCAAAGAACGUGUUGGGAAACAGUCCGACACGGAGCUCUCUGACCCGUCUCUCGCCUAAAGCCUUGGCUCGGUCUCCCAAUGGAGUUGGCAACAUUUCUGGCUCUUACCCAUUGGAAGGGGUGGAUAAGCAGUUCCUAGAAACGUAUGACAACGUUACGAAAAGCAGCUCGACGGAAGACUCCAGUCAGUACUACUGCGAUAAGAAUGACCUAAUUGAGGGAGAUUUACUUUUGGUGCGUAUCAUACCAGAUGAAGAAGGGAAGUUUGGAUUUAAUCUAAAGGGUGGAGUAGAUCAGAAAAUGCCACUGCUGGUAUCAAGAAUAACUCCAGGAUCACCUGCUGAUAAAUGCAUUCCAAAGCUGAAUGAAGGUGAUCAGAUAGUAUUAAUUAAUGGCCGAGAUAUCUCAGAGCACACGCAUGACCAGGUGGUCAUGUUCAUAAAAGCCAGCAGAGAAUCUCACACAAGAGAGCUUGCACUUUUGGUCAGGAGGAAAGUAGUCAAACAGUUUGUGGAUCCCAUAUCAGAAGAUGAAGCUGAUUCCCACACUCUGCCAGAAUCUAUUCUUCCUGUCUGUUCUGAAUAUGGUGGUGAUACACUGGAGGAGUCUAUGGAGCAGCUAAAAAGAGGGCUGGAAAGUGGGACUGUCCUUAUUCAGUUUGAGCAACUCUAUAGAAAGAAACCAGGAUUGGCUGUUACAUGUGCAAAGGUACCUCAGAAUAUGGACAAGAAUAGAUACAAAGAUGUUCUACCUUAUGAUGCCACAAGGAUAAUAUUGCAAGGAGAUGAAGAUUACAUUAAUGCAAAUUACGUGAAUAUGGAAAUUCCUUCUGCUGGCAUUGUGAACCGGUACAUUGCUACUCAGGGGCCUCUUCCACACACAUGUGCACACUUCUGGCAAGUAGUCUGGGAUCACAAAUUAUCACUGAUCAUCAUGCUAACAACACUCACUGAACGAGGACGGACCAAAUGUCAUCAGUAUUGGCCUGAUCCACCAGAUGUAAUGGAAUAUGGCUGCUUCCGUGUCAGGUGCCACUCUGAAGACUGCACAAUUGCUUAUGUUGUCAGAGAAAUGGUCAUUACCAAUGUUGAGACAGAACAACAGCACACCGUCACCCAUCUUCAGUACGUAGCUUGGCCUGAUCAUGGUGUUCCUGAUGACUCCAUGGACUUCUUGGAAUUUGUGACAUUUAUGAGGCCAAAGAGAGUAAAGAAUGAGCCAGUUCUUGUUCACUGCAGUGCAGGAAUCGGUCGCACCGGUGUGUUGGUCACUAUGGAAACAGCCAUGUGCUUAAUUGAAAGGAACCAGCCUGUUUAUCCACUGGAUAUUGUACGGAAAAUGCGAGAUCAGAGAGCUAUGAUGGUGCAAACAUCAAGUCAAUACAAAUUUGUUUGUGAAGCUAUUCUUCGUGUUUACAAAGAAGGAUUGGUUCGACCACUGGAUUCCAGUUAGCACAGCAGUGAAGGAUUUUUUUUUUUCCCUAAAAAACCUGCUCUUUAAGUAAAGCAAGGGCUUGUUUCUGAAAGCAACUAGAACGGACUAGAAGCCCAUGAAAAGACAGAUGAGAACAUUUGAACCGUGGCACUUUAAAUUUCUCAAGAAGAUUGCUAAAUCAUGUACAGUAUAACAAAGUCACAUAGAUAAAUAUAUGACAGCAAUUGUGUGUAAUAUGCUUUAUUCACAUAGACAACCAUAAACAAUCAUGGAAACCUUAACACAUAUCUUUUACUGCCUUAAAACACCCUUUACUUUGGAAGUUACAAAGUUCCUUGUUUUUCCUUUGAAAUAGCAAAAGGAAACUCCUAUUAUUGAAAUUAUACUCCCUAAGAAGGUAUUUAAUAUAUUUGUAUCAUAUGAAAGCUCAUUGAAUAUUUGUAAAUUUCUUAUUGGGAUACUAAAUAUCCAUGGAACUGUAACCUUGACUAAAAGGCUGACAAAGAGUUUAAAGGCUAAUGCAUAACUACUGUACACUGAGCUGGAGAAAUUUAGUAUUCAGUUACCAUAAAUCUAUUAGUGAGUAUGCCAGCUGUUAUAAUAUGCUGCUUACAAAUCACAUCCACUGUAUGUGAUGUGAAAAUAAUGCUGCAGUUAGGCAUUUUGCAGAUGGUACAGUCUACAUCUCUUGUUGAUCAAUUUUAGUUGCAACUUGCCCUUUUGACAGUGACCUACUUCUUACAGUUUUAGUUAUUGCACCCCUUUUCUUCUGUUUCUGCAGUCCAUCUCCUUUAUACUUUUCACUGCUGUUUCUGUAUGUGGACUGAAAACAUUUUAAGUUAAAAUGAGGUUUAAUUCUCUGUCAUGUUUGUUUCCAUGUGUAUUUAUGAGUUCUCAGAUGUAAAUGUGGAUUAAUGUUGCACACAAGUACUAGACUUUUGACUUACUGUAUAUGCAAAGUAGUCUAAUCCAAUACUGGAAGAAAAACUACUACUGAACCCAUCAAAUAUGUUGCUGCUAUUUCAAGGUGUGAAGCUUACAAAGGCACAGGUGUUGCUAGUGUUCAGAUGGCGAUAAAAUGUUGACUUGCUGUUCUCCAGCAAAGCGCUCUUAUCCAGCAAAACACAACUCCCUUUUGCAAGAGUUCUCCAGAUUUACUGUGUUUCUUGCUUAUACAGAAAUGCAGUUAAAUUCACCUGAAGAUUUACAUGGAAAGAAAGAAUGAAUUUGUACUUUGAUGAAUAAUUCACCCUAAGGUACACUGGUCUCUAUUUCAUUUCAGAUGGGAGAAUUGGACUUUCUGAACAGUAUAACCACAUUUGUAUAAUGUUAAAUUAUUUUGUGUGUGCUUUUUGAUUAACCUGAGAUAGUUAUUAAUUUUUAAUAGUGUUUAAAAAUAUUCUAAGGGACUGUUUAAAACUCUGUUAUUUAAAAAAUUAGUCCUAAAUAGGGAAAAAUUUUUAUGGGGCAUAUUAGCCAGAUGUUUAUAUGUAUAAAAGUGAAAAUCAGAUAAUUUUUUUUUCAGAGAGAUAUAUAUAUGCACACACAUUUUCAGAUGUAUUUUAGAAUUAUGGUUUGUAUUAUGGAUAUUACCAUUUAUAGCUGGAGUUUCAUUAUAGAAACUAUCACAGCUGUACAAUAUGCAUCUCUCAUGUCACUGGAAGACUAUGUUUUUUUCCCCCAGGAGGCAACCAGAAAGUGCACGUAGGAUGAGUUAAAUUGCUGAUUUGUCUUUUGCAGGCUUGGUCCUUUCUCCAAGAUUACAUUUUUAGCUAUAGCUGAAGAAGAUAUCUGGUUACUGUUUAUUAUCAAAAGAGUUUUAAUUGAGAUGUGCAGAGUAGUUGGCAACGUGGAAACCUUCUUGGCUUUGUUAGGUUGAAUGGUGAAUAGGUUUGUGCUCAUCUUUACAUAGUGCAUUCCAAAUUUCACUUUGACUGGAAUUUUCUGUAAUAUACAAAUCAUUAUCAUCUUGCUUGAUUGGACGUAGAUUAAAAAACAAAAGACUGGUUCGCUUUUAUCUUGCUAAAUUGUGUCAGGUAGCUCAACCAGUCUGUGACUGAAUGUAAAAAGAUAAUGGACAUACACAUAUUACUUGGGAAGCUUUGUUAUGUGUGUGCCUGUCUGUUAAAACAUCUCCUUUUUUUUUUUUUUUAAGUUUUCCUCUGCCCAGGUUUCAGAGUCAUCCCUUGCAGUUGGCAUGACUUGCAUUUAAUUUUUAGUUUGUCAAGAAGUGAAAAAAGGCAAGAAAAUAAAUUGUAAGCAAAUAUUCAGAGCA
Onychostruthus taczanowskii (white-rumped snowfinch) is the source of this 5214-nucleotide messenger RNA. It is a transcript of the gene PTPN3, whose product is annotated as protein tyrosine phosphatase non-receptor type 3. Gene Ontology annotation, molecular function: protein tyrosine phosphatase activity; cytoskeletal protein binding. The transcript has 27 exons. Gene Ontology annotation, cellular component: cytoplasmic side of plasma membrane; cytoskeleton; cytoplasm. Lineage: Eukaryota; Metazoa; Chordata; Aves; Passeriformes; Passeridae. Bases 159 to 2957 code for a protein of 932 amino acids. Gene Ontology annotation, biological process: protein dephosphorylation. The record is from RefSeq and is a predicted model, not a curated record.